Messenger RNA from Mya arenaria, 3231 nucleotides. Its product is annotated as transmembrane protein 50B-like. NCBI's taxonomy places the organism in Eukaryota, Metazoa, Mollusca, Bivalvia, Myida, Myidae. The transcript has 8 exons. Bases 164 to 643 code for a protein of 159 amino acids. Gene Ontology annotation, biological process: late endosome to vacuole transport via multivesicular body sorting pathway; protein targeting to vacuole. The record is from RefSeq and is a predicted model, not a curated record.
ACUGUCAACUCUAAAUGACGAAAAGUGUUGUCUGUCGCAAUAUAACGAUACCGACAUUACAAGUCGUGAUAAAAAGAAAAUCAAAACAACAUUUUGAUAUUAUUUAUGUUCGACUGUCUUUGGGUCUGUUUGAAUUCGUACCAACUUUUACAGAAAAACCAAAAUGUCAGGCUUUUUGGACAACUGUCAUCUCCCAGACUGUGAAUGUCUUCAACUCGGGGACAGGAGGAAUUUGGUUGCUUCUGUUAUCUCUGGUGUUCUGUUUUUCAGUGGCUGGUGGAUUGCCAUUGAUGCCGCAGUGCAGUACCCGAGUCAGUCGGACCUGCAUCACGCCUGCCAUACAUGCGGGGCUAUAGGGACAUUGGCAUUCUUUUUGAUAAAUUCAGUGUCCAAUGGGCAGAUCAGAGGGGAUAACUACGGUACAGGUUGCCUCGGACAAACAGGUGCAAGAGUGUGGCUGUUCAUCGGUUUCCUGCUCGGGUUUGGUGCCCUGAUUGCAGCUUCUUGGAUUCUAUUCGGACUUUAUGUUGUCCCUGAUAAAAGUCCAGAGUGGGCUGGUAUUGCAAUCUUUUUGCAAAAUGCUCUUAUAUUUUUCAGCGGAAUGGUGUUUAAGUUUGGUCGAGCAGAAGAUUUGUGGGAAUAACUGAUUUCUCUACUAACAGCUCUUUAUACUCUUCUUUUCGAUAUUGUUCAAAUUUGGGAGAACAGAAGAUUUGUGGCAGUAAGAUCUGUGCUUUUGUGAACAGCUGCUAACAGCCGUGAUGAUGGACUGUGAACACCAGUUGUGAACACAAGAAAAUAAUUGUGAACAACAAUCCUUUGAAUUGAAAUUGAUAGAUAAACUGUAUGAAUCACACAGAACAAUUGUGAAUAAUAGAUUACCAUGCCUGAAUGAAGCUUUAAACAUUGUUAAAAUAUACAUGUUUUUUCUCAUUUCGAACAAAACCUGAGCACACUUAAUGGUCAUUCAGUGUUUAAAGUUACCUCUCUAUUUAUGAAUAUAGAAUACAGAUCUUUAGGACAUGGAAUACACAUCCCUAGAACAAAGAAUACACAUUCUUGAAUGAUUUUUUUUCUCUGUCUUCUGAACAUGGAGUAUAUAUAUAAAUACACAUUAACAGAGUAGUAUAGUUAAGAAAAACAUUAAAUCUUUCUAUACCUUAUAUUACAUUUGAAUUUACAAUAGAUUAAGAAGGCACUUGCAAGUUCUAUGUUCAAUUUAAGUUUUGCCUUUGGUAUAAAUAUAUUAUCAUUUCCUGAUAACAUUCAAGAUUGACUUAUAUUGACUGUUUUAUGAGGGGUUUAAUAUCAAUGCAGAGGCCAGUAAAUGUUUUGUUUACUUUAAAGGUAAAAACUGAGUUAAACACACUGAUAUUGUUCAGUCAAAAGCUUUGCUAACAAUAUAAGGCAACCUGUUAAUUAAAAACUACAACAUCAGUCAUAAGAAUGAGACUGGGUGAACAUGCCCAAUUUCCAACACUAGGGCUUGGCAUCAACAUUCUUAAGAAGCCUUCUAUAUAAAAUCCAGAAUUAGAGCAAGCCCGGGAAGCAUUUUUCCAGUGCAGGGCUUGUGGGCUUGUGCUAAUUUCGACCACUUGAAUCAACAAGCCUGAAUUCUUACACUAGUGUUCGGCAUCAAAAGUUGUCAACAAAAUUGGCCAAAUGAAGUCCAGAAUUUGAGCGAGCCCCAAAAGCCUUUUACCAGUACACAGCCUGUGGUACUUUGGACCACGGCAGUAUGACUUUUCUACCAAAAUGAAAUAUUUCCUUUGUAAAAUAAAACUCAAAAAUCGAAAUUUUUAUAAAUGAAAAUAAAAAUGCUUCAACUGAAUGUGUGACCAUAGACCUCUGUGAAAUAGUCCUGUGAUGAUAUUGCAGGCAUUAUCUUUUACCCUAUAAGAUAGUAAAAGAAAUUGAUAUGUAUGUAACGUAUAGUAGGCCUUAUUUAUAAUGAAGUGAACUUAGUUGAAAAAUUUGAUUUCUCUUAGUUGAAUUUAAAGAAAAUUACCAAAAUUAUGAAAGUAAGUAAAAAUAGUCAUGGUCAAAAUAGUUUAAACAUAUAAUUAAUGUAAAUUAAAAAUGUUUUUAAUUGUUGAGGGCAUUCAAAAUAUUAUUAAUCAUACAAAUUCAUCGAAUAGAAUUUUUUGCAAUAAGUUGCAUUAUGAACGGUGAAUUACGCCCCCUGACAUGAUAUUAUGUUUGUUAACUAAGUGUUUUAUGUUAAUAUAAACAUUGUAAGCUUUAGUAUCAAGUGCUGAUUAUGUGUUUGUGUCAUAGUUCGGACCACCAUCUGUUUGGUAUUUAGAUCCAACUAUUUUAUAAGGCCACACCAAUGUCAUUUUUGUUUGUUAGGUUAUGGCCAAGAAAAAUUGAAGCGUGUGGAAAGAUUUUUGUUAAUUUUGUUCGCGUUUCAUUUAAAAAUAAGACAAGAUGAAGUUGAUAACUUUUGUUGAUGCCUAGUUUGUAUUUCGAAUUAUAAUUCUGAUGAACUAACAAGUUAUUUAAGUAUAAAUCUGAGAAAGUAACUGUCAAAGGCUUCAUUUCAUAUUACAGUUUCAGUCCUUCAAAAUGUUAUACUAUAAUAACUGUUUUUGAAUUGUAUGGUACAGGAACAACUUUGUCUGAGGGUGUUUUUUGGUGAAAAAUAGUAGCAGUCGCUAAAAAUAAUAAAAUCUGGUAAGUGAAAAAAUAUCAACUUGGCAUGGCACAACUUCAUAAAAUCAUAAUAAACAUUUUUGACAUAAGCGUAUUAAUUGACAUAUAAAACAGGGUAGAUAUAUUGUUUAUUCAAUCGGAUAAGCUAGACACAGCCUUGUUUGUAUAUGAAGAAUAUGGAUUGCAAAUGUUAAAAUGUUGACUUGGGUUUUUCAAGUACCUGUAUAUAAUUCAUUGCUUAUAAUUUAUUGCAUUCAAUAAAUUAACACAAUGCUAUUCAUUUCCUUAUUGCCUCUUGAAAUUUUAGUGAAAAUGUAAUAAUAGAACACUUACGAUCAUAUACAUGUAUCCCUUUUAUUAAUACUAUUAGUAUCCAUAUUGCAUAGGAAAAUAACCAAGACAUUGCCGCCUACAUUUUUAAGUUUAAGAAUAACAUUUUGUUAGCACAUAUAUGCAUUUUCCCCAAACAGUUGUUUGUACAAUUCACACUGUUAUGUUAUUUAAUGUUCAUUUUUAUUUCUUGAGCAUAAUGUUGUUAUUUUAGAUAUUCCUUUAAAAUAAAGUCUUUAGACGUUU